Molecule: messenger RNA, 1262 nt
Organism: Hermetia illucens (black soldier fly)
Lineage: Eukaryota; Metazoa; Arthropoda; Insecta; Diptera; Stratiomyidae
Exons: 3
Coding region: 151-1029 (292 amino acids)
Biological process (GO): positive regulation of DNA-templated transcription
Cellular component (GO): nuclear body
Source: RefSeq, a predicted model, not a curated record
GAAAUCAUAUGAUUGUCAACGUCGUUCCGCAUCUGCAUGUCACUUGUUCUCUCAAGCCGUUGUUUGGACGCCGUCGUCCGUCGCUUGUUCAUUCAUUGAGUUUUACGCUUUCCUUGUUGACUGUGGGCUUGAGAGAAAAUCAACGGCGACAUGGACGACCGUCCGAAACGUAAACGCAAAAACUGGAGUGAAGCGGAUGAAAUUCGCCUGUUAGGAAUCUGGGAAGAAAGCGUGAAGGAGCUGAAGAGGUAUCGAAGAAAUUCGCAUGUCUAUGCGCGUAUGGCUGCCAACUUUCCCGACCACACUGCCGGCGAAGUGCACAUAAAAAUAAGCAAUUUUACUCAGAAAUACAGGAGCGAAAAAAAGAAUUGCGAGGGACCUGAUGCGACUCCUUCGUCCUGGAAGUACUAUGCAAUAGUGGAUCGAAUUCUCGGUCCUAUGACCAAUGGGGAGAAAUCAGAAACUCCUGAGGACGCGGAGGAUGGAGAAAAUAGUGAUUUCGAAGAGCUUCCCGAAGGAUUCACUUUCAAAGAGGAAGUAGACAGUGAGAUGGCCUCCAACUCAUCGCAAUCUCCACCGCAUUUCCCGCAAACCAUUCUCUCGCAUCCCCUGGAAGCCGCUAUUCCUGCUCUACGUAUUCCGCUUUUCAUUCCUCCAUCUCUCUCAGGAUCUCAAGACAGUCCGGCAUCGUCGCCUACUGAAACCACCGCACAAGCUGGAACAAAAGGCAAUCGAACUAGAGCCACACUCCAAAAGGAGGCCUUGAAGAUCGCACGAGAAAACCAAGAGCUCUUGCGACAACAAAUCGCAUUUUCACGAGAAGCAAUCAGAGAGCAAUUCACCAUGAUCGCACACUCCAUUGAAUUGAUCAAGGAGAGCACGGAGAACAGUAGGAUCUUUGCCGCAAAAAUUUGUGAAAUAUCCGAACGACAGCUGGAGCUGGAAAGUACGUUCAUGGGUUUCAUGAAGGAAAUUCUAUCGAAAAAGAUGAAGCGGAAACGAAAAGUAAAAGGCCGACUUGCGCGAUAAACGGAAUGUUUGGGGGCACGCGGUAUCAGUUAUAAGGAAGGGAAGUUUACAUUUUGUAUUGUAUUAUUUGAGUGAUGUUCCUCCGGAGAAAGUAUUUUAGUCUAAAUAAAUUUUAAUCGCUUGUAUGGGAUUUGAUCGGAGGAAGUCCAGUAAUUUCACAAUUAUUUCGUUGAAAGAUUUUGUGAGUGGAAAGCAUUUUUUAAUUCGAAAAUAAAAACAUUCCUAGGAAGAAA